Molecule: messenger RNA, 1161 nt
Organism: Mucor mucedo
Lineage: Eukaryota; Fungi; Mucoromycota; Mucoromycetes; Mucorales; Mucoraceae
Product: kinase-like domain-containing protein
Exons: 8
Coding region: 1-1161 (386 amino acids)
Biological process (GO): protein phosphorylation
Cellular component (GO): mediator complex; nucleus
Molecular function (GO): RNA polymerase II CTD heptapeptide repeat kinase activity; ATP binding; cyclin-dependent protein serine/threonine kinase activity
Source: RefSeq, a predicted model, not a curated record
AUGUCAAUGGCAGAAUAUAAGUUGAAAAGGGACGCGUGCCGUCCCAAAGUGCUGGAUAAAUAUGAAAUUAUUGGCUUUAUCAGUUCUGGUACUUAUGGUCGAGUCUAUAAAGCCAAAUCACGAAACAAGGACGAUCCUCGUGAAUUUGCAAUUAAAAAGUUCAAACCAGAUAGAGAAGGAGAUACUCACCACUAUGUUGGCAUUUCACAAUCUGCAUGCAGAGAAAUCGCUUUGUGCAGAGAACUUCGACAUGAAAAUAUCACAGCUUUAGAAGAAGUUCUCUUGGAAGACAAGGCCAUUUUUAUGGUUUUCGAAUAUGCAGAACAUGACUUUUUACAAAUUAUACACUACCAUUUACACACAGAGAGAAAACCUAUUAUGGAAGUCGUUAUCAAGUCGCUUUUAUGGCAAUUGAUAAAUGGUGUUGCGUACUUACACUCUAACUGGGUUUUGCAUCGAGAUUUGAAACCUGCUAACGUUUUGUUAACAAGCGAAGGUAUCGUUAAAACGGGUGAUUUGGGUCUUGCCAGACUGUUCAACAAACCAUUACAGCCAUUGUUUAAUGGUGAUAAAGUCGUUGUUACUAUAUGGUACCGUGCGCCUGAAUUAUUAUUUGGAUCAAGACAUUACACAAAAGCAGUUGAUAUGUGGGCGGUAGGUUGUAUAUUUGGCGAAUUAUUAGCUUUGAAACCAAUAUUUAAAGGUGAAGAGGCAAAAAUGGAUGGCAAAAAAAAUGUGCCUUUCCAAAGAAGCCAGCUUUCGAAAAUUUUUGAAAUUAUGGGGACACCAACAAAGGAAAGAUGGCCUUCAAUAGAUCAGCUACCAGACGCUCAGUAUCUGUCCUCCUUCCCUCAGACUCCCAACAAUUUAAAACAAGCAUAUCAAGUCAUGUCGAUCCCAAAAAGUGAAACAGGGUUCAAUUUACUGUCUGCACUAUUAGAAUAUGACCCUGCAAAAAGAAUAACUGCAGAAAAGGCAUUAAACCAUCCAUAUUUUCAGGAAGAUCCUAAACCUGCUAUGAAUGUGUUGACACAGCAAGGUAUUGAAUAUCCACUUCGUCGUAUCACACAAGAAGAUAACGAUAUCAAGGCAUCAAAAGCAGCCGUUGUGAAUAAAGAUGAUCAUACCGGUAGGUUAUCCAAGAAACCCAGAAAUGCUUAA